Lycium ferocissimum is the source of this 1234-nucleotide messenger RNA. RefSeq lists its product as uncharacterized. Lineage: Eukaryota; Viridiplantae; Streptophyta; Magnoliopsida; Solanales; Solanaceae. The record is from RefSeq and is a predicted model, not a curated record. The transcript has 3 exons. The coding region runs from base 269 to 853 and encodes 194 amino acids.
AAGGAUUAGAAAUUGACCAUUUUGACUUUGGUGUCGGUUUCCUUCUGCACAAUCUGUGCUCACCUACCCCCAACUCCAAGUAUCCAAACCCAACAAUAGCAUCAGAAGAAUCCAAAAACCCAAAGCGAAAAGUAGUAAACCAAGGAGCAAAACACUUAUUUCCGUUACAUUUUCCUACAACGGGAAAUUGAAACACCAAUAUUACAAGCAAGCACAAGAAGCAGCAGCAAGUCUUGAAGGUGGCCAAGAAUCCAACUUUAAUUAGAUCAUGGAAGAAUCUGAGACAUACCCAAAAGAAUACUUCUCCCCACAACCAAGAAGAACCACGUCAACGCCGUCAUCAGUUGCAACCACCAGUGUCCACGUCACUGCUUUAGAUGGGCUAGUAAAUGUGAACUCACUUUUCACCAUUGCAGUGUUUGUGGGGCUCUCUCUAACCACACCUGGCCAAAAAAGUCUUGAAGACCGCACAGCCUGCGAUGCUGGCAUUGACGUUGUCAAGAAACUGCUUGUUUUUGAGGUUGUCUCAUUCAGCUUCUUUCUCUUCUCUUCACUUGUUGCACAGGGACUCAAAUUGGCAAUUAAUCUGUUGAAUAGCAAAGAUGUUGAUGAGGUUUUCAGGGCUCAUAUCAAUUUGAAAGUGCUUAGGCUUGGAAUGAUGGGUUCUGCUAUUGGAUCUGUAAUGGGCUGUUUGUUCUUGAUGCUUUCUAUUGUGAAUGUCAUUGAGGUUCGGCUCGGGAUGUUAUCUUGUGGAAGUAAAUCUGCUAUUCAUGCUGUCUCCGCCUUGGUCAUUCUAGUCUCCACUGCUCUUGUGGUUUAUAUUUCUACUGCUAUAUAUGCAUUUAUGCACUAAAGUCAAUCUGCAAUCUUGAAUGUACUCUUUGGUAAAAAUCGAGAAGCUUGUACGUCAUUUUCAUUGUUGAACUUUAGAGUUAUCUGGAGAGUUUGUUAUGUUGUUUCUAGAAUCAAUGUCAAGCCUGUGAUUGAUGAUGAAAAGAUUAAAUAGGAUCCUAUAUAAUGUGAAGUAGAUUUAUGCCAUUCUUACGAGGAACAGAGGAAGUGACCAAACUAUUCAAUUUACCUUGUGGAGGUUGAUGGAGACUGAAGUUGUUUGCAAAACUUUAGUUGGGGUCAUUUAGCACUUGUAAAAGCUUGUCGUGAGGUAUUAUGGCAAAUAAAACUUAUAAGAUUUGAUGUUUCUGAGCUUUUUCAAUAGUGAAGCCACUUCUCUUCU